This is a messenger RNA of Microdochium trichocladiopsis, 1960 nucleotides long. Its product is annotated as putative glucose-methanol-choline oxidoreductase. The record is from RefSeq and is a predicted model, not a curated record. Lineage: Eukaryota; Fungi; Ascomycota; Sordariomycetes; Xylariales; Microdochiaceae. The coding region runs from base 122 to 1897 and encodes 591 amino acids. Gene Ontology annotation, molecular function: oxidoreductase activity, acting on CH-OH group of donors; flavin adenine dinucleotide binding. The transcript is spliced from 2 exons.
CCAGUCUUGUAUAAAGAUCACUCCGUCCCGAGCCUGUGACAGUGCGUCAUAAGUCGGACUCUGUUCAAAAGUGACAACGGCAAUCUCACUACCCAACGCAGCAACUUGUGAAUACAGCGCCAUGGCGGACGAGGUAUAUGACUUCAUCAUUGUCGGCAGCGGCCCAUCCGGCAGCGCCCUCGCCGCAGGCAUCGCCAAUGCGCCCUCGCGACCCCGAGUCCUCCUGCUUGAAGCCGGUGGCCCCAAUGCGGAGCGGGAUCUCCGUGUCGACGGCCAGCGCUUCACGACCCUUAUGACCAGCGGCAUGAAUUGGGGGUACAAGACAACACCGCAGGCAGAGUGCAACAACCGCGAGAUCGACUACUCGCGAGGCCGCGGGCUGGGCGGUUCGAGCGCAAUCAACUUCGGCGUGUACAGCUACGGGGCGCGGGACGAUUACGACGAGUGGGCGAGGCUCGUCGGGGACGACACGUUCUCCUGGGACAAGAUGCAGCAGCGGUUCAAGGCGCUCGAGAGCUUCAACAUGAAAACUCCAGCUGGCCUCGAUGGGGGUGCCGCGAGUAAGUACGCCGCUCCUGACGCCGCGGUCCACGGGACAACCGGACCGCUCAAGGUCGGCUACGCGAAGGAGUGGGAGGACGACCUCACGCAGACGCUCGAUGUCUUUGUGAGCGGCGGGUGGCCGGCCAAUCCGGACCACAACUCGGGCAACCCGCUGGGCAUCUCGGUGCUCAUCAACUCGGCCCAGGGCGGCGUGCGGACCACCGCCAGCGACCUCCUGGACCCUCGGCCAGAAAACCUCACCGUCCUCACCGACGCACCCGUCGCUCGCGUCCUUUUCAACAAGACCGCUUCCUCGGCCAGCGAGAAGCCCAAGGCCGUCGGCGUCGAGACCGCCACCGGCAAGACCUACCACGCCAAGAAGGAGGUCCUCCUCAGCGCUGGAGCCCUCAACACGCCACAGAUCCUCAUGUCCUCGGGCCUCGGCCCGGCCUCCCCGCUCCGAGCCCUGGGCGUCAGCCCCCUCCGCGACAUCCCGGCUCUCGGCCAGAACCUGCGCGACCACAUGUUCGUCCCGCUCAUCUACAAGCUCAACACGCCGCACUCGGCCACCCGCGCGGCCUUCUACCGGUCCGCGGACGCCCGGGCCGCCGCGCUGGCGCAGUGGCGCGAGCAAGGUGGAACGGGCGACUGGGCCAAGUACGCGUGCGAGCUGGGGAUUGGGUGGGCCAAGCUCCCCGGGCUCGAGCAGAGCGCCGAGUUCCAGGCCCUGCCCGAGGCCGAGAGGGCGUUCCUGGCUAAGGAGACGGUGCCGCACUACGAGAUCAUUACGCAUUUCCCGAUCCAUUACUUUGUCCCGGGCUUCCCCGACGAGAAUCUGGACUAUGUCACUGUGCUAGUGUUCUACUACAAUGCGCAGGCUCGGGGCGAGGUGACGCUGAAGAAGCCGGAUGCCGCGGCGGAAGGUGAGAAGGGGGAAAAGAGCGUGGAGGUGCCGCAGGUCCAGUGCAACCCACGCUUCCUGGAGCACGAGUUUGACCGCCGGGUCGCGGUCGACUCGCUGCGCGAGGUGCUGCGGGUGCUCAAGCAGGACAGCUUCGCCAAGGACACGGCCGGUGUCAUUUCCGGGCCCAAGGGCGAGAGCGACGAGGACCUGCUCGAGUACUGGAGGCAGAACAUCUCGAGCAGCUGGCACAUGACGGGGACGGCCAAGAUGGGGGCCCCGGGGGACGCCGAUGCCGUGGUGGACCAGGACUUCCGGGUCCGGGGCGUGGAUGGGCUGCGGGUGGUUGACAUGAGCGUCGUGCCUGUGCUCGCAAGUUGUCACAUUCAAGCGGUGGCGUAUAUCACAGGUGUGACGGCGGCCGAGAAGAUUGUGGCCGAGUAUGGAUUGUGAUAUGUCUGAUAUAUAUACAAACACUUGGCAUAGCAACAAUGAUUAGUUCCAUGUGGGCAGGCG